Molecule: messenger RNA, 2332 nt
Organism: Colias croceus (clouded yellow)
Lineage: Eukaryota; Metazoa; Arthropoda; Insecta; Lepidoptera; Pieridae
Product: esterase FE4-like
Exons: 5
Coding region: 312-1889 (525 amino acids)
Source: RefSeq, a predicted model, not a curated record
AAUAAAAUUUUUAUUUCUUUGAUUAAAUAAAUAUGCUUGCCUGCAGUUUUGUCUAUUUAAAUCAAUUAUAAUCAUAAUAGCGGUAAUUAAAUAAACCGAGCAGAGUUCAAAACAAUAAUAUGCAUUUCUAAUCAGCAAAAUUUUUGCGACAGUAUUACAAUAAACAUUAAAAUAUUUUCUGUCAAGUAAUGCUUAAUUGACCGAACUCCGAAGUAAACAUUCAAUUAACUAAAGGAAAAAAGUUCAAAGUUUAUUUUGUGGGCUCUUUUGUUGGUUUCACAGUACAUUAUAUAAAAUAACUCUGUGAAACAAUGGUGCCUCAAAUAACUGUCGCUCAAGGAACCAUGCAGGGGAGAAAGUGUAGCACACCAUGUGGCAAAAAGUAUUACAGUUUUGAAGGUAUACCAUAUGCAAAACCACCUAUUGGAGAACUUAGAUUUAGGGAUCCGCAAAAAGCAGAACCAUGGUCUGGUAUUCUAGACGCAACGAAACCAGGUAAUAAAGCUGUACAACUUAACAUGGCAGGUACCAUAGAGGGCUCAGAAGAUUGUCUAUACCUCAACAUAUAUACGCCGAGUUUGCCAUCAGAAAAAAUAGAAAAACUGCCAGUGCUAUUCUUUGUGCAUGGCGGUCGCUUUUUGGUUGGCUGUGGGGACUAUUACAGGCCAGACUAUUUAAUACGUCAUGACGUUGUCAUAGUAACGAUAAACUACAGAUUAAGUAUAUUCGGAUUUCUCUGUCUUCACACGAGAGAGGUACCCGGUAACGCCGGGGCAAAAGAUACUAUUAUGGCACUAAGAUGGGUUAAAAAUAAUAUUGGGAAUUUUAAUGGAGAUACUGGCAACAUUGUCGCGUACGGAGAAAGUGCUGGAGCUGGAAUCGUCAACUCUUAUUUGACGUCCAAAAUGGCGGACGGCUUGAUCAGUAAAGUCAUCUGUCAAUCGGGCAGUUUUCUAUCAGAUUUGUAUCUAAUUGAUGAAGAUUAUGUGGGAAAAGCGAAAGAAAUUGCCAAAAAUAUGGGCGGAGAUAUUUCAGAUACAAAAGAAUUAUUCGACUUCUUCUCUAAAGCAUCUGUGGAAGAUUUAAUUUACGCAUACACUAUGUGCGAAGCGAAUCGAGACCCGUUCGUAUUAAAUUCCUAUUUGCUUCCCGUAGUCGAGAGAAAGUUCGAGAACGUCGAAGCAUUUUUCGAUGAAUACCCUCUCGAAUCGAUACGAAAUAAUCGAUAUAAGAAAUUACCUAGAAUCAUGACGGCGGCAACACAUGAGGCUGCACUAUUUAUACAAAGAAACGAAGAUGGCAACAUUAACUUCAGCAAAAACUUACGUACAUUCAUACCUAGAUAUUCAUUUAUAAACACUGAGUCACCUAGAGCGUAUAAAAUCGAGAAACGUUUAAGACAAUUGUAUUUUAAAGAUGAAAAUACUGAAAUGGGUACUCUAGAAGAAUAUUUAGCAUUAAUUUCCGAUGCAUAUUUCUUAAGGGACAUUGUAUAUGAUACCGAAACAUUGGCGCAGAAUCAAAAUAAUGAGUAUUUCUGUCGAUUCGAUUAUCAUGGUAAUAUGAAUACUAGAGUUAUGAAAAAAAUGGGUUUUAAAGGUACAACGCAUGGUGAUUUGAUACAGUAUGUAUUUUAUAAGGAGAAAAAGGCGAAAAUGUGCACGGAAAAUGAUAUGAGGGUAGUUGAUUUGUUGACUGAAGCAUGGUGUAAUUUUGCAAAGACUGGGAAACCAACAUGGAGAAAUCAAGAAGUAGAGUGGUUGCCAUACUUAAAAAAUAAGAGACACUGUUUAAAUUUAGGCCAAUCUAAUAUUCAAUGUAUUCCCUUGCCUGAAUAUGAGAGAAUUAAAGUCUGGUUCGAUUUAACAGGGCAAAGAUCGAAACUAUAAAAAUGUGAUUAAUUUUAUAAAAAUAAAAAAUACUAGUGAGUAGUACUUAAUAUUUUAUAGGUGCUGGCAAUUCCAAAUAUAGUUUGUAGGUGUGUUUGAUGUAAAUUUUUUAGAUAUUUCUCGUUUUAUUUUUAAAAAGUUAUUAUUGUCAUUUUACUCGUUGGGUAAAGGGCUUUCGAUAUCGGUUUAAAGUUUUUUGAUAUCUGCAAUAGUUACGGAAUAAUCGCCUGUGUACACUUACACUUCUCCUGUGACUACACUUAACGAUUACACUCUGUAUAAAUAGGACGUAAUUUUUGGACCUUUUUGAUAGCUGUUGAAAAAAUUUCUUCAUUACAUAGCUUAAUAAUUAUUUUUGAAUGGCAUGGGCUAUAUUAAUUACUAGCUGUUCCCCGCGGUUUCACCCGCAUUGCUCCGCUCCUUUUGGUCUUAGCGUAAUGAUA